Molecule: messenger RNA, 1088 nt
Organism: Chenopodium quinoa (quinoa)
Lineage: Eukaryota; Viridiplantae; Streptophyta; Magnoliopsida; Caryophyllales; Amaranthaceae
Exons: 8
Coding region: 1-822 (273 amino acids)
Biological process (GO): fatty acid elongation
Cellular component (GO): chloroplast
Molecular function (GO): DNA helicase activity; long-chain fatty acid [acyl-carrier-protein] ligase activity; ATP binding
Source: RefSeq, a predicted model, not a curated record
AUGUCAUUUAGAAUUUGUUUGAUGGCUUAUGACCGGAUUGAAAUUGUUGAUUUCUUAUACUAUAUUGUCUUUAAGUCUAAUACAGAUUACAUUUCCGCCUUAUUUUCUCCUUGGGGUAUUUUUGGCUCUAGCGACUGGAAAGCAGUUCCUGAUAUUUGGAGAACAGCUGCAGAAAAGUAUGCUGAUCGUAUUGCAUUGAUAGAUCCAUACCAUGAACCUCCUUUAGAGUUGACUUAUAAGCAGCUUGAGCAAGAGAUUUUAGAUUUCUCUGAAGGCUUAAGAGUUGUCGUUGUAAAGCCAGAUGAAAAGGUUGCCCUUUUUGCUGAUAAUUCAUGUCGGUGGUUAAUUGCUGACCAUGCUUAUGGUGUGUACGAUUUGCUCCAGAAUCCAACAAUCAUCUCAUUUCAUCUUGGGAUUCUUCAAGCUAUAAAUCAUUCACAGCUUUUUCAGUUUAUAAAAGAGUUGAAUAAGACUCUGUUUGGUUCUGAGUUGAAGGUUGUCUCUUUAGGUUCUAGGAAGAAUCUCUGCAUCAAUCAAGAGGUGCUGAAGAUUGGUAACCCUGCUAGUAUCAAUGAACGUUGUUUGGAGCUGCACAAUAGUAAGAAAAGUGGAGGUUCAAAGAUCAAGGUUUUCAAAGGCAGAAAGAUGGCUGGGCGCAUGGGUGGCAAACAGCGGACAGUGAAAAUCGGUGGGAAAAGAAAUAGGCGGGAUUGGAAUUAUACAAAGAUUAUUAUUCAUUCAGAUUGGACCAUCAGAUCACAUGUUCUUACAAAGCAAGGAGUUCUAACAUGGGUUUACAAAGCAAAGCAAUGCAAGCAGUAGCAGAAUAGCAAUAGCAGAACAGCAAACAGAACACAAAGUAGCAGAAGCAGUAGCAGAACAGCAGUAGUUAUGAUAUCCUAGCUGUGAUAGUUCUUGGAGUUAUCGGAGGUGUUCUGGGCAGCUUUUAUAAUUAUCUUGUUGACAUGCACUAUCGUUCACAACGUUGUAGCACUAGGCCCAGCAAAACAGCUAUAUGUUUUUUUUUUUUUUUCAGUUUUUAAAGUGUAAUAUUACAAGUUAUUGAGACAAAUAUAUGUGUUUUAUGU